Molecule: messenger RNA, 1547 nt
Organism: Nelumbo nucifera (sacred lotus)
Lineage: Eukaryota; Viridiplantae; Streptophyta; Magnoliopsida; Proteales; Nelumbonaceae
Product: NAD(P)-binding Rossmann-fold superfamily protein
Biological process (GO): DNA integration
Molecular function (GO): oxidoreductase activity, acting on the CH-OH group of donors, NAD or NADP as acceptor; nucleic acid binding
Source: RefSeq, a predicted model, not a curated record
UAUAGAGUCCAACCCCAGUCUCUAUGAUUACCAAAAAAAAAAACUCCGGCCUCUGUUUUAAAUCAUUCUUCAACACCAACCGAUUUUGGAAUAGAACUUGGAAGGCAUAUCGACAUGGAAGGUAGAGAUCAGCUUGGGGACAAAACAGACAGCACGGUGGCCUUCUGUGUGACGGGCGCAACCGGUUACAUAGGAUCUUGGUUGGUGAAGUCUCUCCUCCAAAAGGGCUACAAGGUUCACGCCACCGCUAGAGAUCCAGCCAAGACCUCCGAUAUAAUGUCAUCAUGGUGCGGUGGUGAUCGGUUGAAAGUAUUUAAAGCUGAUUUGCAAGAAGAAGGGAGUUUCGAUGAGGCCGUGGAAGGUUGUGAUGGUGUAUUUCAUGUUGCAGCGUCAAUGGAAUUCAGUGUACCCGUUGAAGACAACAUUGAUGGCUAUGUUCGAUCAAAUAUACUCAAACCAUCAACCAAAGGGACCUUAAACCUCCUCAGGGCAUGCUCCAAAGCAAAAUCAGUGAAAAGGGUUGUCUUCACAUCGUCUAUCAGUACCAUAACUGCAAAAGACGAAGCGGGGAAAUGGAGACCAAAGGUGGAUGAAUCUUGCCGUGUUCCGAUUGAUCAUGUCUGGAAUUUAAAAGCAAGCGGAUGGGUCUACGCACUCUCAAAGCUUAUGUCAGAGGAAGCUGCCUUCCAGUUUGCAGACAAUUACGGAUUGGAUGUUGUAUCAAUAAUACCAACUACCGUGGCCGGUCCAUUCCUCACAUCGGCUGUCCCAACAAGUAUCCAAGUUCUCUUGUCACCAAUCACAGGUGACCCUGAAUUUUAUCCAAUAUUAUCUGCCGUGCAUUCGAGAUUGGGGUCAAUCUCAGUAGUUCAUAUUGAAGACGUAUGUAAUGCCCACAUAUUCUUGAUGGAGGAAGUUGCAGCCAAAGGUCCAUAUAUUUGCUCUGCCCACAGUUGUACUAUGGGACAAUUGGUCCACCUUCUUGCUCAAGAGCACCCUUGCUUCAAUAAACAAAGGUUUUGUGAGGAAGAAAACAGCUCUGUCCGUUCAUUGAUUUCUUCCAGAAAGUUAAAAGCUCUGGGUUUCGAGUACAAAUACAGCUUAGGAGAUAUAAUCCUUCAGAGUUUAUAUUUAAGAGAUGGCGUUCAAAAUUAAACAGUGAUUGCAGCAAAUAGCCACAGAAUCCGUGCACGCAGUGGAAGCCAAAACUCAUCCAAAGGGACCAACAAAGGGGAGAGUCCCAAGUGGAUGCAGAGCUGGAACUUUGAGAAGAACAAAAAUAUAAUGGAGAAAUUCAAAGCUGGAUAGCAGUGGGAGAAACAACAAUCUGACCACUUAGAGCAAAGGCCGUUUAAGACGACUUGCUUCUUGUCCUUCAAGUCUGGACUCUGGACUAACCUUUGUCUCAUUUCUCAAAUAUCCUGCCAUGGACCACAUGCCCCUGUCAUCUGUUUGUUAGCAGGGAAUCCACGUACAGAAUGUAUUAUUUUACCUUUUUUUCUAAUCGAUAUUCAAUAAAUGUGUCCGAUCCUUGCUACGUCUAAAAA